AGUGCUUGAUUGUUCUACCCCUGUUCCCACUCUCCCUACCUUCCCCCGUAAUCUGUGACCACCGGGAUUUCUCAAGUACCACAUCAGCGAGAACUGAUGUUGAUGGAACAGGACACCGGGGCACUGCCACGACGCAGUGCCAGGCUUGCAGUUCGUGCCCGUUCUGCGGUCCCUCCAUGCACCAAGUAUCAGCAACAGCGACUCAGCAGGCGGACGACUCCAGCAGCAUCGAGUACAGCAUUGACAGUACCGGUUCCCACCGGAGUUCUUCCCGCAUGCCCGGUCCAAGGGGCCCAUGAACCGCUGGCUGACUAUCUUGGGCGGCUACAGGUAUUCACAGAUGCCGUAGCUGCCGCUAAGGCUCAGCAGGAGGCAGCAGAGGCAGAACGUCAGCGGCUGGCCGAUGAGGCGGCAGCCCAAGCUCAGCAGACUGAGGCUGACGCAGCGGCACGAGACAGACGGAAUGCCGCCAGCACGGAGUCCCUAAUUCAAAAUGAGAAUCAGUGGACAACGCUACUCCAAGGCAUGUUCUUUGUGCCUACGGACGCGCAGGCGGAUCCGACACAGGCGGAGGCAGAGAGAAGUAACCUGGCUACAGUGAUGUUGAGCGUGAUGAGGGGGGUAAUGUGGAACAACAAACUGCUGCAGGCACACCUGCGCACGAAACGACAGCAAAGACAAAAGCACCAGCAAGACAUGGCCACUUUAACCGAUGCCGUCCGUGCCGCAGCAACACAGCAGCAGCAACAGCAACAGCUGUUGAACUCCACUCUCGCGCGCAUCAACAGCAUCAAGGCUAAGGCCUCAGCAGUGCCAGGCUGCACGACAAAUGCGACGAAGCAGCUCAACGAGCGCACGUCCACGGUGGCCGCCAUCAAGACGGACAUCACCAAAUUGCAGACAAGACCGGACGCCGCUACAAGGAACUACAAGAUGCCGCACUUCACCAUCAGCAAGUUCGACGACUACAACAAGACGGAUGCCUUGACAUGGUGGCAAAGUUUCCUCAUGGAAGCAUCAUGCCGCACUGUCCCGGCUGAUGACAUGAUGAAGGCGCUCUACUUACAACUGAUUGGAGGAGCACAGGCAUGGAUGAACCAUUUGGCGGCUACCAAGAAAUGCACCAUCGCUGAACUCCACACGCACAUCAUGUGGAAGGAGUUCGAGCAACUGUGGUUCACUCGAUUCAUGGUCUGCAACGUCGUGAAGGCGGCCAUGAACGAGGUGUACACCUGCUCACAAGGAAGUAUGCCAACUCGAGACUGGACAACCAAGUGGCAAAAGAUAGUGACCACGCCAGGCUUCGACUUGAGUUUUCCUAACCAACGAUCCGAGUUCUUCUCGCGAUCAUGCGCAGGAUUGCGGUCGGCACUCGGUAAUGAGUACGACUAUACCACAUUCCAGGCCAUUCUGGAUCGAGCGAACUUGGUCAUCCAAACGGAUGACAAGGCUGCAAACGAACGGCAGUCCCAACCGCAUUAUGUGGCUAAGCAGGCCUAUCAACGACUGACACAUAAUAAUCUCGUGAUUUCUGAAGAAACAGUCGAUCUCCACGCUGCAGCAGCAUCCUCGAGUGAUGGAGGAAUUGUAGCAGCGCUCCCGCCGAAGCGUCCCAAGAGAGUUCGAAAGAACAAGGCGACACAACAGACGGCAUCGACGGGAACUGGGCAGCAGCCAUGGACGGCAUACAAGAUAACCAAGGAAAUCUAUGACCUUCGUCAAAACCAAGCCUUUAUGGCCCGCGCAGGCCUUGGCCCGCGCGUUCGAAGGAAGACGCAACCCACGCAAGUUACAUUCGCGGACGGCCGCACGCAAAAGUCGAUUGACCGAUGCGUCGACGGUGUUCCGGUAUACUUUGCACCACUUGCGUGCGAGCCGGUGUCUUUUGACAUCCUCGACACCAAGUUCGACAUGAUUCUAGACAUGUCUUGGUUGCGUAGCACCGAUCAUCCGGUGAACUUUCAUGACCGAACCGUUCACAUUCGUGAUCGGAACGGAGUGUUAGUCCCAUGUACGGUCGCGACCCCUCACACUUCGAUUGCUUGUCACGCGGACGCUUCGGGAUACGGUAUUGGUGCGGUGUUGGAACAGUGUCACGAGGAUGGUUGGCAUCCGGUCGAGUAUUUCUCCCAAAAGGUGCCUCUCGUCAACACUCUCGACGAAGCUAGGAAGAAAGAGUUACUCGCGUUCGUCACCAUUCUCAAACGGUGGCGCCACUUUCUUCUCGGCCGUCGGCGUUUUAAAUGGAAUACGGACAACAAUCCGUUGACCUUUUACAAAACUCAGGACACGGUCACUAGYACGAUCGGUCGAUGGAUGUAUUACAUCAACCAGUUCGAUUUUGACCCGUGCCACAUUCCCGAUCCCGCCAAUCGAGCUGCGGACGCCCUCUCACGACGGCCCGACUUUUGUGCCAUUGUGACCACGACAUUCGACCUCGAUGACGAUCUGCAGCCGCAUUUCGUCAAAGGCUACAAGUCCGAUCCGACUUACUCUACGCUUUAUGCAGAGCUUUCAUCGGAUCACCCGCCGGCUAGCCGUUAUCGGAUUUUCGACGGGUUCCUUCUCCUUCACACGAGAGGAAAGGACUUGUUAGUUGUGCCCCAAGAUCGCAUCUUACAGACUCGUUGUCUCGGCGAAUUCCACGACGCACGACUUUCGGCACACCUUGGCGCUGCUGACAUAUACGUCCCUUGCUCUCCCGCUUCCGUUCGGAAGUACCAGGACUUGCUGAUCAAAGCCCGCGCGAAUAUGCAAAAGACUCAAAUCCGCAUGCGGCAGGAAGCUAACCGACGUCGACUUCCAUGUCCUUUCCGCGAGGGAGACCUUGUUUGGGUCCUCUCCGAGGAAUUUCCGCUCGAGCAGGACGUUUCGCGCAAACUCCUUCCGAAAUGGUUCGGACCAUGGGAAGUCACUUCUGUCGUUGGAGACGACCCCGCAGGUCCUUCCUUUGUGGUCAACAUUCCUCCACACCUUACAAUGCACCGGGUCUCCCACGCGUCGAAGCUGGCCAUCUACACGCCACCUUCCGCCGACGAGUUCCCCGGCCGUCGAUCACAGGAUCCGCCUUCUAUGGACGGACAUCAGGAAGUGGACCGAGUCAUCACGCACCGCAAGUAUGGCAACAAGCCAAUGCAGUUCAAGGUCACAUUCAAGCAAUGUGCGCCUUACGACACUUGGUGGAUCUCUAGUGCAGACUUGCAGACUUCUGCACCCCUUAUCUUCGCCGAUUAUGAGAAGCGACGCCUUGCCAAGGAAGCAGCUCAUCCCACCCGACCCAUCCCGGUAUCGGACAGACAACUUCGCCCUCGUAGGUAGCUCGGUCUUUUAAGAGGGGAAGUGUGUUACAUCUUCGACGCCACACGGGCCCUACCGGACCCGACUUAGGGCCAGAGGGACACAGUAGGGCCUAAAGGCCCGACCUUGGGGUACUACAGGCCGUAAAGGCCUCAUUUUGGACCAGAUCCGACUGGCAGGCCCAAACGACAUUACCGUUUGGGCCUGGUGGCACUCUUGAGGCUGCCGCCCGCCGGUUGGGGCUGAACCGUCAAUCUUGACGAUUUAGGGCACGGCCAGGCCUCGCAGCAUAGAGGCCGGUCUCUGCCCCACCGGUACAAAAGUACCGGUCCAGCAUCACUUCGGCAUCGAACCACCGGCACUCUAGCGGUGCGUUACGGUAUAGCGCCAGAGCGC
Messenger RNA from Chara braunii, 3693 nucleotides. Lineage: Eukaryota; Viridiplantae; Streptophyta; Charophyceae; Charales; Characeae. The record is from the annotation of a GenBank genome assembly.